Spodoptera littoralis (African cotton leafworm) is the source of this 6528-nucleotide messenger RNA. The record is from the annotation of a GenBank genome assembly. NCBI's taxonomy places the organism in Eukaryota, Metazoa, Arthropoda, Insecta, Lepidoptera, Noctuidae.
AUGUUGUUAGUAUUUGGACGUGGAAUCGGCUUCAUAGUAUUAGUGAGUUUGUUAUCGUGCGUUGUAUCUUUGCGUCAGUAUGGAACGCCGAGUAACACAUUAUACGUAGCUGAAGACUUGGAGCCGAGUCGUGGAAAAUUGCAAAUUAUCAGUAGAAACAUUGAGAAUGAAGACAGCUCUCAUUUGGAAAGGAGAAAACGUGAAGCGACAACAUUAACGACUCCCGCUAUCCAGAAAAACAUAAGUACAUGGACAACACAUCUAAAUGACAGCCAUCAGCAGUUGAUGGUGCACUGGGUGGGUGAAGGGUCCAAUGUGAUCAUCUGCCUGGCUAGGGAUUCAAGUCCUAGGAACAAAGGAGGUUUAUCACCAUCUGCCCUCUUUAUAUCCUAUGACUAUGGCAAGAACUUCACCAAUAAAACUGAAAGCUUCAAACUGGGUGAUGCACCAGACAGUGGAUAUGCUCAACUGGAUAAGUUCUUCAAUCAUCCCAAAUACCCUGAAUUUUGUGUAUUCGUGGACUCGACAAACAAGAAGCUUUUCUACACUAGUGACAAUGGACGCACCAUCCACCGGUCGGACCUUUCUUUCCACCCCAGUGAGCUAUCUUUCGAUGAGGAGUUUCCUGACAAAUACGUUAUUUUGGACAAAGUCGUCACCAACAGAAAACUGUACCUGACGCUAGACGGCGGAAAAACAUUCAAGAUGAUCCAAAGUUACGUGAAAACCUUCUUCUGGUCCUCGGGUCCUGGUUUCUCGAAGGUGUUCUACAUGGAGCGCUGGAAGCCUGAUGGAACGAGCACAGUGUUCAGUGCGAGUGAUCCUACUGACCUGGUCAAUGCUGAGAUAUUGUUCGAAGAAGCCAAAGACUUCCAAAUCAAAGGAGAUUACAUGUUCGCCACCAAACAAUCCAAAGACAGAAAUACACUAGAUCUUUAUAUUUCACACCAAAGAGGUCCAUUCUUCAAAGCUGAGUUCCAAACAGAAUUAGAUCUAAAAAGAUUCCACAUUGCAGACGUAACAGACAAACGUAUAUUCGUCUCUGUCAUGCACACUGAUGCCCUAGCGAAUUUGUACGUGUCAGAGAUAAGCAACAAUUUCACACAGUACAACUUUGUGUUGAGUUUGGAACAAAUAUUAUGCUAUUUCCCUGAUGCUAACUGGAAGGACAGCUGGCUUGAGGAUGUGACCGAAGAUCCAUUUACGGACUUGUACCGCGUUGAAGGUUUAAAAGGAAUAUACAUUGCUUCGCGGGUGGACUCGAAGGCCCUCGUGGCGAAUAUUGGACCUGAGCACCUGAUUUCUCUGAUUACUUUCGACCAUGGAGUCACUUGGUCUCCUGUUAAUCCACCCACUGAAGAUGAGAAUGGCAAACCAUUGAACUGCCACAUUGAGAACUCUUGCAGUCUUCAUUUAUGUCAGAAGUUCAGCCAACUGUACCCAGUUACAAGCCCACCUGGAAAUGUGGUUGCGAACGGUUUGAGGUCAGCAAGUAUUAUGAGCUCGAAAUCAGCACCAGGAAUUAUUAUGGCCACUGGUGUCAUGGGCAAGUCACUGAAAGGAAUACCUGGCGUGUACAUCAGUCGGGACGCCGGUCUCACGUGGAAGAGGAUCCUCAAAGACUACUAUUUCUUCAACUAUGGUGACCAUGGCGGUGUUCUAGUAGCUGUCAAGUACUUUAAAUCUCGUGGUGAAACGAGAAAGAUACUGUAUUCGACGAACGAAGGCAUCGAGUGGAACUCUUAUCAGUUCAAUGCCGAUGACCUGCGCAUCUACGGACUAAUGACCGAGCCUGGAGAGAAUACGACAACGUUUACUAUGUUCGGCUCUGCAAACGAUCAACAUCAGUGGAUUAUAAUUACAAUCGAUCUGCGAAAUACUUUCACUCGCAACUGCACUGAUGACGACUACAAGUACUGGUCUCCUUCGCCUCCUAAUUCAUCGGUCUCCUGCGUGCUCGGUACCAGAAACACUUUCCAGCGACGUCUCGCCCACACGAACUGCUACAACGGAAUAGAUUACGACAGACCAUUCAAAAAGGAGACUUGCGAAUGCAGUCGCAGAGAUUUUGAAUGUGAUUUCGGAUUCAUGCUCUCUGGCAACGAAUGUAUCCACAACAAAUCCUCAAAAUACGAUCCGUAUGCCGUACCUGCAGAUUGUCAGCCUGGUCACUUCUACUGGCGCACUAAAGGUUAUAGGAAGAUCGAUGGAGAUGUAUGCAGUGUCUCAGGAUAUAUGGCGUACGUCCCUGAUCUGAUCCCCUGCCCUCUUGAAGAACCAACAGAAUUCAUGCUAGUCGCCCUCGGUAAUAAAAUAGCUCGCAUUGAUCUCUCUGAAAACACGACUAUUUACCCCGUGGUGAACGAAAGGAACAUCGUUGCCAUCGAAUUUGACAUAAAGAACAACUGCAUCUAUUGGGCUGACAUAGAAUUGGAUAAGAUCAGUCGUCAGUGCUUCAACAAUGGCACGACACAAGAAGUAAUCGUUGACAGAGACCUCGCCAGCAUAGAAGGGAUGGCCUUUGAUUGGAUUUCUAACGUUCUGUUCUUUGUCGAUGGCUUGAGGAAGAAGAUUGAAGCUGUAAGGAUAGAUAUGAUCAAGGAAACCAGAAUGAGAGUCACUAUUUUGGAUUCGAAAGUCUUAUCGCGACCGCGCGGUAUUGCAGUACAUCCAAAAGCAGGCUUUCUAUUCUGGACAGACUGGGACAGGAACAACCCCUCAGUUUCUAGGUCAAACCUUGACGGUAAAGACGUUGUGAAAUUGUUCGGCAAGCCAAUAGUCCAGUGGCCAAAUGGCAUAACGAUCGAUCAGAUGUCGGAGAGGAUAUACUGGGUGGAUGCUAUGGAGGACUACAUCGCUAGCUCUGAUUUGAACGGCAAAUACUUUAAACGGAUUUUCUCGAACGAUCAGAGAGUAACACAUCCGUUUGCUGUAGCGGUGCUGAAAGACAAGAUGUACUGGGACGAUUGGAAAGAGAAGUCAAUAUUCGUGGCCGACAAGGACAGUGGAAUGAAUGUGAUGACGAUUAAUGAUUCGUUCGUCGGUUUGAUGGACUUGAAGGUGUUCGCUCACUUCGUGCAGUACGGUAGUAACGCCUGCUCGUACAAGAACACUAGUUGUGACACAAUAUGUUUGGGUGGGCCGGGCAAUACAUUCAGUUGCCUGUGUCCUGAUGGCCUGACUAUGAUUGGUGGGAAGUGCAUGUGUUCCAACAACACGGAGCCCUACGCGAACAUGACGUGCCCCGAAACAGAAGUAUCUACUUGUGGACUGGAGGAGUUUACAUGCAAGAAUGGGAAGUGUAUAUCCUCGUUCUCUCGUUGCGAUGGUAACAAUGAUUGCGGAGACCUGUCCGAUGAGAUCGGUUGUCUCUGUGUGCCGCCGAUGAUCAUGUGUGACAAUACACGAUGCUACCUGCCACACUGGAAGUGCGACGAUGACAUUGAUUGCGCUGAUAUGAGUGAUGAAAAAGACUGCGGCCACCGUAAUUGCUCGGAGAACAAGUUCCAAUGUGACAAUGGCCACUGUAUUGAGAAGCGGUGGUUAUGUGACGGAGACAACGACUGUAAGGAUGGAUCUGAUGAACGAAACUGCACGAUUCAAACAAAACGUCCAGAAAUAGUGGAAAGUUGUUCUGGCAACGGUUUCGCGUGCAGUAAUGACAGCAGUAUGUGUAUCCCUAACUCGUGGGUGUGCGACGGGGAGAAGGAUUGUGACAACGGAGAGGAUGAGAAUGAACAGCGGUGCAAGGACUCCACCUGCGCCCCUUACAUGUUCCGGUGUCCCAGCGGCAAAUGUAUAUUCAAAUCUUGGGUCUGCGACGGUGAAAACGACUGCGGCGACGAGCACUCUUCAGACGAGAAGAACUGUUCAAGUUCCCAGCAUUCUAAAUUGCUCCCUAUCCCUGGCACAGAAAAGCCUAAUUUCUCUAGCAAUGAGAGGUGUUUACAGUGGAUGUUUAAGUGUGACAAUGGAAACUGUAUGCCAGACUGGUGGAGAUGUGAUGGUAUCGAUGAUUGCGGAGACAAGUCGGACGAGACCGGCUGUGGAUUUGACAUGCCACCAUCUGAGUUGGUCCCAGUCAUCCGUGACCAUACUCCGGUUAUUAAGAGGUGUGGGAAGAAUGACUUCACUUGUGCACCGGGUCGCUGCAUCCCGCUGAGCUGGGUGUGCGACGGGGCGGCGGACUGCGAGGACGGGUCGGACGAGCAGUCGUGCCGCGGCCACAGCGCGCCGCCGCCGCGCUGCGCCCGCGACCGCACGCCGUGCCGGGACGGCGCCGCCUGCGUGCUCACCGAACAACUCUGUGACGGCGUCUUCCACUGCGACGACAAGAGCGACGAGAUGAACUGUCCUGGCACUUCUACUCGCAAGCCAACAGUGGAAUGUGAGCGCGGCUACUUGAUGUGUGACGACGGAACCAACUGCGUGCCGCAGGUCAGCGUCUGCAACGGACGACAGGACUGCUACGACGGCAGCGACGAACUCAACUGUACCAGCGACCUUAACGACAAUACUCAUGUCUACCAGUUCCUGAGCAUUGGCGUGGACCAGUCUUCAAUAAACUCGACUAGUUUCCUUAUCUCGUGUUGGAUGGCGCAGCAGAAGAUGGUGCUGUAUAGCUUCCUGCCUUCCAUCUCUAAAGUCAGCGACGGAGUGUGGCUCAACAAGACUUGGACCAACGACAGCAUUUACAGGUUUACUGAUCUGGAGCCUUACACUAACUACAAUGUGACUUUCUACAUCAAAGACAGCAAGUCCAACAGAACUUAUGCAUCCAUGAAGUAUGUAAACACCACCACUGGAGAAGGAGUACCGUCACCACCAAUUCGUCUAAGUGUCCGUCAGUUGAUCGGUCACCGUAUCAACGUAGUGUGGGACCGGCCAGUGUCCCCGCGCGGCGCCAUCCAGUCCUACACCCUGUACUACGCGCCUCCACUGCCGCCCGUCGCCAAGCUCAUCCCAGCCACGGAUCAGAAGACCAUGUCUGUAGACGUCACCGGGUUCUUUAAACCUUUCAAUAACUAUUCCUUCUGGGUGACAGCAACAAACAACGCAUUCACAUCUACAUCGUCCCAAGUGAUGAACAUAACGUUUGACCCGGUCAACGAUGUAGAUGACCUCGUCAACGCCAGUUUGACGCGACUCAAUGCGAGCUCCGUGAGACUCGACUGGCAUCAAAUAAGGAACGUCGACGGAUACGUUGUCAGAGUACGACUACCGCCAGAGUACGCGAUGCUAGACCCCAUCGUUACUGAGGCUACUAAUGUUACAUUGACGAACCUGCCACCUGGAGUCCUAACAUACAUUGAUAUAAAGGCCUACAAGAACAAAGUGUACGGCGAUCCAUUCACCAUUCCAUUCCGUACUGAAGGCACCCCGGAUGAGGUAUUGAACUUCACAGCUAUACUGUCCAAGGAACGGAGAACUUCUGUCUAUGUAUCUUGGAGUCCACCCACUGGGGACAGGUAUAAAGAUAAAGAACUGGAGUAUGAAGUCCAUUAUACCAAUAUGAUUCAUAGGACUACCACCCCUGGAGAAAUGUCUAAUGAUACUCGCAUUAUAACAAAGAACACGAGCGUGCUUAUAGAAGGUUUGCACGCGUGCGAGACGUACAUUUUCACCGUCGGAAUACGGGGGGGACCACUCAGCAUGUUCAAGGGAAUCAUCACACGCGAGAACGACAUGGCUCCUGUGAAGAACUUGCACGUUGAAUACGAUGAGGACAAGCAGCAGAUGAAGAUCUUAUGGGACGCUCACUGUAACGCUUUUAGAACACCUACCACUUACACGCUGGACGUGACAGAAUUGACACAUAAUCGCAAGAGUCACUACGAGCUCGCUCUGUCGCGACAGUCGAGUUACUCGCACACCAUCGUCGAUGUACCCAUCGGUGGGAGAUAUAACAUCUGCAUACAUGUGACGGUCCCGGGCGCGGCGGCCACGUGUCGCGCGGUGCGCGGCCAGCGCCUGCAGCCGCCCAGCGAGGUGCUCGCCUGGCUGGCGCCCAACGGACACGUCAUGGUCAGCUGGGACGACCGCCCGCUGCACCAGCACGAGUACGAAGUGAUAAUAUCUAAGAAGGAGAUCCCGGAGGACUUGCUGCAGCCGACGGAAGACAUGAAGACGAUGAAGGCGGAGAUGUCGCCGUGCUUGCUGACGGCGCCUGACGACGUGUCGGGCCCGCUGUACGUGGGCGUGCGGCUCGUCACCGCGGACGGGUACUACAGCGACCUCAGCGAGGUGCACACGCUCACUAUGGAGGGAUCAGAAAUAGAUGAACCAUCAGCCCUUCGCGCCAUGUGGUGGGGCUGGGGCGGAGCCCUGCUGGUGUGCAUCGUGCUGGGCGGAGCCCUACUCCACGUGGCGCUCAGGCACCGCCGCCUCGCGCGGUCCUUCCUCAGGUUCACUGCGCACACGCCGCGCUACGACAGCAGGCGGGGACAGGCCAUCAUUGGCGAAAAUGACGACGACGACGUGCCUCCCAUCCACGGGUUCUCGGACGACGAGCCGCUCGUGAUCGCGUGA